Messenger RNA from Linnemannia hyalina, 726 nucleotides. NCBI's taxonomy places the organism in Eukaryota, Fungi, Mortierellomycota, Mortierellomycetes, Mortierellales, Mortierellaceae. The record is from the annotation of a GenBank genome assembly.
AUGAUCGGCGAAUCCGACCUUGGCCAAGACGGUUACGAAAUGACUCACGCACCCCCCGCACCCUUCCUCGCACGGAUGUGGGCCGGUGGUGGGGUUAAACAGAACCCUGCCAAUCUGUUGAGGGUCGGGCAGGAGAUGGUGAUGAAGACGAGGUGUACGGGUGUCGAUAUCAAAGAAGGACGGGAGGGGAAGGUGAUGGUGUUUGUGAGUUUAGAGAAAGUGGUCGAGAAUCAGUUUGGGGUUGCGUUGACGGAUACGCGGACGUUGGUUUAUAUGGAGAAGGAUAAGGAGGCGGGGUCUGUUAAGCCGAAGCUUGUCAAACCGAGGAGACAGGCGGACGUGUCGAUGGAAGUACACCCGACGGCGAUCCAGCUCUUCCGAUACUCGGCCUUGACUUUCAACAGCCACCGCAUCCACUAUGACCACGAGUACGCCAACAACGUCGAGGACCAUCCUGCCUGUCUGGUACACGGCCCCCUCUCAGCAACACUCCUCCUCGAACCCCUCCGCCAAUCCCUCCUCCAACCAAACCAAGUCAUCAAGAACUUCCGUUACCGUGCCCUUUCCCCCCUCUACGUCGAUCAGCCCAUCAAGAUCUGUGCAAAGAAAAUGACGCUCAUCCCUAACAUGGACGCAGAUGUCGAGGGGAGUUAUGAGGUCUGGGUCGAGAACCCUCAAGGCGGACUUGCCAUGUCUGGCACUGUUGAGGUUGUUCAAGAGCAAUAG